This is a messenger RNA of Cooperia oncophora, 843 nucleotides long. The record is from the annotation of a GenBank genome assembly. Lineage: Eukaryota; Metazoa; Nematoda; Chromadorea; Rhabditida; Trichostrongylidae.
AUGGACGCGCAACUAAGCAUUGAAACGUUACUGACCGCUGCUAGACUACUCGAUGGUGGAGCACAUAAAGUCAAUUCACUUAUUCAACCCUUAUCCACUGUGCAGAAUGCUGCUGCUACUGCCGUUACUGCACAACAACCCUCGACGUUCCCACCACCGUCGCUCACCGCUUGUCAAUCAUUAAAUCGUGAUGCCGUACAACCAGAACUCAGGGAUGUUUUUUCGAGGAAAGUACGUGUAGAACGAAAGUUAUGUUCGGCUUCAACUAGUGCCCAACCUUACUGUAUUGCCUCAUCACCGCGUAAGAACUCGACCAAACACAGUCGAGCUGCUCACAAUGAGCUGGAGAAGACACGUCGGGCAAAUUUGCGUGGAUGUCUGGAAACGUUAAAAACUCUUGUGCCACCAAUUGCUGAUGCAUCUCGUAAUACAACGCUGGCAUUGCUGACGCGAGCCCGUGACCACAUUAAGCAACUCGAGCAAGGAAAUGCGGCGUUGAUGCAAGAACGUGAUCGACUAGAAGAUCAGAAAUCAUUGCUUCAAAAUGAGCUUGAACGCCUAAAAGAAGGCACAUCUCAGUCAACAUCACCUCGUCCUUCGUCUACAAUUUCUCGUAUAUCACGUGAUUCACCAGUAUUUCUUGAAUAUUCACCUUCAUCAAAACCAUCACAAUCUCCUCAACCAAUGAUUAUUGACCCAGUUGCUGAAGGUUUACUUCCUGCAUUGCCGAUUUGUUAUCCGCGGCCCUCGCUUUAUCCCUACCUCGAUCUCACCACUACUUCUCUGCCGCGUACCUCGACAUUCGAGGUUUCAUCGUUCUUGCCGAUUCAUCUUCGUGUAUGA